AUUCUCCUGUUGGCUGCUCUGCUGCCACACCUGACCAGUGUUGUGGUUGGUAUAAUAAAUGGCACAGAGGCUAAACCUCACUCCAGACCCUACAGGGUUUCUCGUCAGAAAAAAGGAAAACACAUCUGUGGUGGUUUUCUUGUGUCUGAAGAAUUCGUCAUGAUGGCUGCGCACUCAUCCUUUGCAAGCGAAGUGUGCCUCAGAGAAGAGUUCGAAGGCAAUUCAAACGACAGCCCAACGCAAAUUAUUAUCUUGUCACAGCUACGUGGAAAAGCCAAAAAGAGCAAAACUGUAAAAUGGAUCUCCAUCCCUAAAACAAAGGAGGGCAUCAAGGCCAACUCGGUCUGCAGUGUAGCUGGCUGGGGAAGAACAGGAUCCUUCAAAUCUGGUAGCAAUCAUCUUAUGGAGGCCAAAAAAAAAUGUAAGAAACUUUGGGAGAACCUUCUGACCCCAAGGAUGAUAUGUGCACUUCAUCCUGGAGGAUCUUGCAGGAGAGACUCUGGAGGUCCUUUGGUGUGUGGGAAUACUGCUAUGGGCAUUGUUUCCUUCGGUCAGAGGAACAAGUGUGAUGCACCCAUGAAGCCAAAGAUUUUUGCCAAAAUAUCUGCAUUUCUGCCCUGGAUCAAGUCCAUUAUUAGGAAAGUUUAAUCUGCAUUUGACGAAA
Messenger RNA from Colossoma macropomum (tambaqui), 664 nucleotides. RefSeq names its product granzyme G-like. Gene Ontology annotation, biological process: proteolysis. NCBI's taxonomy places the organism in Eukaryota, Metazoa, Chordata, Actinopteri, Characiformes, Serrasalmidae. Gene Ontology annotation, molecular function: serine-type endopeptidase activity. The transcript has 5 exons. The annotation marks the transcript as partial. The record is from RefSeq and is a predicted model, not a curated record.